This is a messenger RNA of Mollisia scopiformis, 3863 nucleotides long. RefSeq lists its product as uncharacterized. Gene Ontology annotation, biological process: mitotic cell cycle. The record is from RefSeq and is a predicted model, not a curated record. NCBI's taxonomy places the organism in Eukaryota, Fungi, Ascomycota, Leotiomycetes, Helotiales, Mollisiaceae. The transcript is spliced from 2 exons. The coding region runs from base 95 to 3628 and encodes 1177 amino acids.
CAAUAGAUCAUCGACCAUUUCGACAACCAUCCAUCAUUCAUAUCGAUGUGAAUUCACUCAUCUCGUAGAUUGAUUUCCAACUUAUACAACGACCAUGGACCCUCAAUCGCCACCAAAGCGCGUCACUAGAGCUCGCGCCGCAGCCAAAGAUACUGCACCCGAGCUCAAGACGACCAAAAUCGCAACUGCCUCAUCAAAAGCUAAAGUUACUCGGAGCGUAUCUACGACAAAACGCAAGACCAGAGCAGACGAUCAUCAUGAAGAAGAACAACAACAACCAGAACCCGAAGAAAUAAUCGAACCAAAAACCAAACCCAGCACACGCGGGAGACCGAAGAAGGUCGUCGAGCCAGCAGCUGAGAUGGACGAACCCCCAGUCAGAACCACUCGAGCGAAGAGGGCCGCAGUCGAAACACCUGCACCUGAAGCUACCAGAGCUACGCGAGGCCGGUCAAAGAAGAUAGAGGUGCAAGAGGAGGAGGCUGUCGUUGUCGAACAGCCUGCGAAACGAGCUCCCCGCACUCGAGCUGCAACUACUACAAAGGCCGCUCCCAAGAAGUCUGUGAAGUUCGACGAACCCGACAAGGAGAACAUUAUCCCUAUUGAGAUCAACGGGAAAGGCAAGGCAAAAGCUACCGAGCCUGCCACUGGCCUACGUGCGAAGCCCGUCCGGAAGCCUGCGGUUCCUGCUCGUACAACACGAGGGCGCGCCAAGUCUGUUGUGGAAGAGGAGAAAUCGUCUCCGCUCAGUCCAAAGAAGGCUACACAAGUUGGCAAGGCGAAAGAGACUGCCUCUGAUGAUGAGCUCGCUACGAAUGAAAAGACACCAAUGAGACCACUCAUGAAGAGCCCCAUAAAACCUCCAGGAAGUGCGUUUGGCACUGCAAAGAAGCUCGAUUUCUCCACCACCGUCACCGCUCACAAGGCCGUGAUGUCUUCUACUCAAGAUUUGAAGGGGUCUAUCGUCGCUAGCCCAGCUCGUCGCCCUCCUCAAUCUCCCUUCAAGGAAUCAUUAAAAGCUUCUCCUCAGAGAUCCAUGAUGGGUGGGUCUCUGCUUCAAUCUCCCUUCAAGCCAUCCCUUGCGGCACCAAGAGCAGCUCCAGCGAACUCUCCUUUCAAAGUCUCGCUCCUGCAGUCCCCUGCUAGACGACCACAGUCACCUACCAAGGUAACUGAGACUGGCUCACCUACUCGAUCUGGUAACAGUAAUUCCAUGUUCGCAACAACACCUAAGGCCAGCACUUUUAAGAUAUCAAGGUUUGCGACGCCUCGAACCGUUACGAAAAGUGCCAUCAAGACCGGUCAAAUGCUACCUCCAAGUGCGUUCAGAGAGACGCCUGCUGCAAGCUCAUUAGCAUCUUCCCUGUCCACAAAUGAAGCAUUAAGUGUAGAGCCAAGCCUAACCUUUUCUGGCCGCCUUUCAUCUAUCAUGCCACGGGAAGCCGACCCAGCAUUUACGAGAGAUGACUCUGUCCAAGACACGAUUGAAAAUGUCGAGGCGAUUUGUGAAACUGCACAGGUGGAUGAGCCUAUGAUGAUCGAUGAACCACAACACAUGGCUGAGGAAGAAAUUGACACCAUUGUCGUUGAUGAUCAGAUGGAUGAAACGACCACCACCCCACCAUCCUCUCCUCCUAGACAUAGUACUGGAUUUGCUGGAGCCUUCACUCUACGGGAAACAGACGAAAACCCGUUCCAUGACUCUGAUUCUGAGGACGAACUUGCCUCGAGUUCUCAUCAAUACUCACCUGGUCCUCUUACUGGCUUCAGAAGCUCGUCUCACGACUUUACUUCUUCGCCAUCCACCCCAACUCCAUUCUCUGUUCUCUCGAAGUCCAAGACACCGCAAACAGCCACUCAACGAGCUGAGCGAAGAGACAAGAUUGGAUUCACACCCCUUGCCAGACAAUUAAGCGACUGGAUGGCGGCUAGUCCCGCAAAAUCCGAAAGCAGUGCUUCAGAUAUAGAUCAGCUUUCAUACUCGACUACCUCUUUUGCCAAAGCAAUCGAGGCAGAUAUAGCUGCAAGUGCUCGACCAUCGCCAGCUAAAAGCACGUUCUUUGAGGACGAGAUGUCCGUUCGAGAUGAGCUAGUUGAUGCUCCAGACACUCCUCUAAUGGGAACUGAUAUGCUCACUGAGAACUUUGAGCCUGUCGAGGUCGAUGAAGAAGACAUGGCACUUGCACACGAAGCUGAUGAGAUGUCGCUACUGGAGCCUGAUCAGAUUGAAGCCCCAGAACCAGAGGAGAUGUUCACUGCUGCUGCUGUUGCCGACGCCGAGAACGUGGAGGACGAUCAUGACGAUAUUGUUGGUGAAGCUACUCCGUCAGAAGCGAGUCAAGAGUAUGGUGAUGAAAAUGCAAUUCCAAUCGACCCAGCAUUGCUCGCACUCGCUGAAGCUCCUCAGGCCUCAACGCCUCGAGCUUAUGCCACUCCAAAACGGGUUCUAUCCGAGAGAGUCUGCCACACAGUUUCCAAGGUUCCUCUCAAGCCAGCUGCUGACCAUACACCAAUGCGGCCUUCACCUGUGAAGCGGAGUGCCAGCAUUUCUCGACUACCCACGCAGAGACCAACAACCUUGUUGACACGAAAGAAUACCGUCAUUUCUUACUCCCCAACUAAGAGCACACCCCGAGCUCCAGCAGUUGAGCAGAAUCAAGAUGUUAUAAUGCAAGACACAUUUGCCACUCCGUCAAAAGCUGACGGUGUAGCAUGGUCGACUAUGGGUACACCUGCCCGGACACCAAGACGCGAUAUCAACAACGAGCUUCUCAAAGGUGCUGUUGUGUUCGUUGACGUUCACACAAGCGAAGGUGCUGAUGCGAGCGCGCUUUUCACGGAGCUAUUGACCCAAAUGGGCGCUCGCUGUGUGAAGUCAUGGAAUUGGAACGGUGAAGAUGGGAGCAAAGUUAGUAUCACACAUCUUGUUUUCAAGGACGGUGGAAAGAGAGCCCUUGAGAAAGCUAAAGAAACGAAUGGAGUUGUCUCAUGUGUUGGCGUAGGCUGGGUCUUAGACUGUGAACGCGAGAACAAAUGGUUGGAUGAAUCGGCCUAUGCGGUCGAUACAACCAUGGUUCCCAGAGGCGGCCAUCGACGACGUAAGAGUAUGGAGCCACGCGCCUUGGCUAAUCUGAAUGGAACACUCGUUCCUUCUUCAGCUAUGACUCCUGGCCGGAAUAUGUCACCAACAAAGGAAUUUCUCAACCUUGAUACUCCAGUCACCAGCAAGAGUCGAAGAAGAGAGUCGGUACAAUGGGUUCACUCUCCAUCUGGCUCGUCUCCCGAUGAGAAUGACCAGACAUUGAUACUGUCACCUGUCCCUGCCACUCCGGCACCAGAGACUAUCUCAGCUUAUGGCGAGGAAGGACUUUAUGGAGGGGAGACUCCGGGUGGUCAAACACCUUAUUUCCUCCAUAAAGAGCAAUUGGUACAGAAGACUGCCCCGGCUGGCAGACGAUUUGUUGAUAGUGAACAAAAUGAAGGUGAAAGCAGAAUGUCAAUGGGGACUGGGUUCCUGAGCGAGAAGAAGGAUGAGAGUGUGAUGAUGCGUCUGAUGGCAGCGAGGCGAAAGAGUUUGCAGUGGGCUCCCAAGGUGGGAAGCCCACUUGCGAGGGGCGAAUUAUUUUGAUUUGCUGGAGAAUCGUUAUGGGAUUCCGCAUACGAGGCGUUUUGUUCGGUUUUGACUUGGGUCUGGGAGAUGUGUUGGAGUAUUGUUCGCACUUAUGGUUGUGCUUUUAGUGCCGCUGUGUUUGUUCCUGCAAUUGAGAUUGGAAAUGAACAUAUUCAUAGCCAUCAGAGCUCAUUGCUAAUAUGCUACAUGUGUGAGAUCAUCGAGGCGUCCUUGAUGAUGCAUGUUGUACGAG